GCUGUACCGCGGAUCCGCAACUCCCACCUGUCUGCACCGCGCGAAGUGAUACCUUGGACACCCCCGACAGGUUACCACCGAUAUUUUGACUACCGACCAAACAAACAUCUCGAAAGUUGAGUGCGUCGAAAGGGUUGUCUCGGUCGAGACGGACGAUCGUUUCGAGAACAAACAGAAGAUUGAGCCGGAUCGGUCUGGACGACCCCUGAUCAGUGAAGUGAUUAAUGAGCUGGUGAAGAGAGGGGGGGAGGUAUGGCGAGUCAUUCCACUUACGAUUACGAGGACAGAGGACAGAGGAUGAGGCACAGAGUCGGGGCCACGUCCAGACCUGCCGACUCUACCGUCGCCUGCACUAGUACGCAGUACUACGUGGGCCCGAGCAGCGACAUCAGCGAAGAGGACUUGGCCGAGCUGCCGUCUUGCGUUUACGCAGGAAGAUCCGCUCAGCAUGUGCCACACGCUUCUUCGCACACCCACUCGCCUUUACACUAUCACAUGCCGGUCUCUACACCUGAUCACAACGACACAGAGAUAAACGGUGUGGAGGAGGGUUAUUAUCCGAACGGCAGUCCUUACAGAAUCCAACGACACGCCGCCAACAUCAGGGAGAGGAAACGUAUGCUGAGCAGCAUCAACUCGGCUUUCGACGAGCUACGAGUCCACGUACCAACGUUUCCGUACGAGAAGAGGCUAUCGAAGAUCGACACCCUUCGCCUGGCCAUAGCUUACAUCGCUCUACUGCGAGAGGUGCUGGCCGCGAGACUCGAUCCGUUGACGUACGUCGAGAGGUGCCUUAGAGGAGAAAUAAAUGGGGAACGCGCCGAAUGGAACACCAGCGAUCUGACUGCGCGUUUGUCCUGGAUAAACUGGGAAAAUCUUGGCGUGAACCCGAACAGGCGAUCGGUCUUGACUACCCUCGCCCUCACUACGGACAAUAUGAAUCUAACGACGCAACAUUCCGGGGAGAACCAAGAGGACGAUGAUGUGAGCGUGAUCGCAGUGAUAGAAAAAGAAAACGAUAGAUCUUCGAUGUACGUUCGAAUCGACGAGUCGGAAUUCAGCCGAAAUCGCCUGCAAAAAGAUCAACGAACGAUUCAAGUUGCCGGUGAAACAUUGAAAAUGACUCUUCGAAAACGAUCAGACUCGGAACCGUUGUUGUCCGCGGAGACGGAAGAGACGGAAGAGUCGGCAGUGGAUUACAAACGGGUCGACAUCUUGCAGAAACAAUCGCCUGAAAUUCCGAUGAAACGAGAAAAGAGAUACAAGGAUGAUAGUGAUUACGUGAAGGACUCUACGGAAACCAGUAGCGGAGGCUCGACGUCUGGCGCACCUACGACAGUCAGGAGAGUGCAUCGAACAACGAGAAGAAAUCGUGGAAUCAGGGAAAUUCAAAAGGAUCCUAUGCAUGUAACGAAGAAACAUCUAGAUAAACAAUUUCCUAGACCCAGGCAACAAUUGCUUUCGGCGAAAAGGAAGGGAACCUUCUUUGAUUUCGAGCUUAUUAAACGAGGAAAGUCUUCUACGAUGCCAUACAUGAAUACAAGAUCUGUCACGCGAAAAAUGUACAAUGUAGGAGCCACUUAUCAGGCACCUACGAUAAGAGACGAAAUGGAAUGGAAAGAGUGGCCUGUACAUGGAAUGCACGAGAGACCCAUCUAUCAUCCUCGAGUAGGCUUGGCUACAGAGUACUUGGGCCGUUGUUACACUAGCAUCGAUGGUCAUUCUUACCACAGAGUAGCGGAUAGUCCUGAAAUAGAAGUGGUAUCCGUAGAUCCGCGCUGUGAUUUUCUUUCUUCUGCCGGUGAAAAAAAACGAAAUAGGAAAACAAAGAUCGCUGAAAAUUCGAAUCACAUGAGAAAUUCAAAAACGUCUCUUUCAUCCAAGAAAGCAAAAUCCUUUGAAAAGUGUAUGCACGAGAGUUUUCAUUGCGUUCUAGGGUACUGCUCGCAGGUGAUGACUCCCAGCUACAAAACGAAUGUUGAGAGUAAAAUUAAUAAACUAAACGCGAGUAAAAAUUCACCAAAUAUUCUAAGAAGGUCGGAACAGCAAUCCUCGAUGAGAAAUUUUAUGGAAUCUGCCGGUAAGAAUAAGUCGUUUGUUAUUAGUAAGGAAAACUUACGGAAAACGGUAGAAGGAAACAGGGUAUCGAACAAUUACUCUGCAACUACGAUGUCUCGGAAUGUUAAAAUUUUUAACAAUACGGCGAAACCUCAAUUGUUUCCGAUACAAAAGGUGUAUGUUGCCAAUCCUCAAAAGCCUAUCGUCUUUGCUAAUCUGAAACCUCUUCAGAACGGACAGAUAAAGCUACAGGAAGUAGUACAAUCUUCUAAUAACCCACUAAUCCUAGUCGAUACCUCGGAAGUGAACAAUACUCAGAUUUUCAAACCAUUACCUAACAAUAUGAAUCUGAUAAAAUUGGAACACGUCAACGACACUCUGUUGGAUAUACCUUCUGUGUUCAAUAACGCGAUUCCUAUUAAUGAUUUGUCGGAGAAUUCAAAAGUCUCCUCGAAACACUCUCCCACAAAUCCCACGAAACGCACGAGUAAGGUAGAGUUCACGGUUGCAAAGUAUCUUCUCGAUAACGCGAAACAGAAUAAAAUUCAGGUAGCGAAAGAGACGAAUACCGGAGAAGAAAAAAAGGUAUCUUACGAUCCUACUGGUAAGGAGGUAACUUUAAAAGCAUCGUUAUCCGAUCAGCCAAAUAAGAUUUGGUGCGCCAGCGACGCAUCGGAGAUAGCAAAAAUUCUCUCGGAGUAUAAUAAGAGCAGUAUGAAAAAACCGGCCAUCGAGAACCAUGGAUUCUACACCGACUCGAAGAACAUUGGAACGAAGGAAGUAUCGAGUAAAGAAGAGUACGCGAAACGGUGUGAUCGGGAGAAUUCCUCCGAGAGAGGAAACGUGAACAUAAAGUUUCCUCAAGGAAAGUGGAGGCGAUUUCAUUUGACAGUGGAGAAACUAAAGGACACGAAGGGCUAUUCGAACGAAAGAAAAACCAUCUCGAAAAUGUCGAACAGCAGCAGACAAUCGUCGUUUGAAGAUUUAAAGUACUCGGAGCUAUCUCAAAAGUUACAGUCCAGUGCAAUUAGCUCGGAGAAGAAAGAAAACAGUUUCGCGAAUGUUAUGGUAAACGCGACAACGACGAAGACCCAGUUUUUGCAAGAAUUGUUGGAAAAUACAGCGAUACUGUAUUGCGCCGCUACUGGAACCCAUCAGGACGAUUUGGCUAAUUAUAUCGAUAGUUUGGAUGCUUCUCAGAGUAUACAAUGGUUAGAAACGUGCAACGAUUCGAUCGUAUGAGCAAUUAUGUUAGACUUAUGGUAAAGGAGUUACGAAUCUGUAUCGAUAUUUCAACGACCCGGUACCUUGUUUCCUUCGGACUUUAUACAGAUUCGGAAGAAGAAGAAAAACACGUAAAAGUUAUAUUUGUUUCUUUAUUUAAUAGAAUGUCGGAGCAGAAUCAUAGUACAAAUAUAUUUAAUUGAUAAUCGAUACAAGUUGUUAACGCUCCAGGAGAUCCUAUUAAAAUAGUGGCUUAUCGAUAGAUUCAUUUUCUUUUGUUUGCCGUUUACCGAGUUUAAUUAUUGUGUUCAGAUGUGUUUGAAUUUCUAAACGAGAGAUAGAAAUAAUAUUGGUUAAUAAUUGUACUUUACGGAGAAUGAUUCUUAGGAACUUGUACCCUGGGAGAAGUAACACGAAUUAUUAUUCGUUUGACUCGGAUCGCGCUGAAAUAAAGUGGAAAAAGUUAACGAACGUGGGAGGUUCUCUCGACUCGUGUCGUCAACUCCAUGCCAUCGUUGAUAACCGCAUGUAAGAGCAACAUGCAAACGAGAAGAAUCGCCGAAUAGACGCACAAUAGAGCGAUUAUACCCAGACUUUGUCGUCAGUCUCUGUUCUGUCUUCGCUUUCGAUGAACGUACCUGCGAAGAUAUACCACGAUAUAUUACGCGUGUUCGCGUCGGACUUUUUUAUCGUACUCGAUCGAAUAAUUGCCUUUUUUUCUCCGAUUCCGACUGGCUCUCCUCGGUGACAGUCUUCUCGACUAUCUCCUCGGCCGUGGACCGGUCUUCGGUAUCUUCGUUGCAUUUCCUGCUUUUACCGGAACUUUUGCUAGAGUCCUCGUUCUUGGGCCUCGUCUUGGCGGUGUCUGCGGAAUACUUUCUGUCGCCUUUCUCGGAGGAUUUCCUGUCGUUUCUCCUCCUGCGUCUCUCGUCGUCGGAGGAAACUUCGUACUUGGGUUCCUCUCUGCGGGAAGGCCGUCUUUUCCGUUCGUUCUUUCGGGACCUGGUGCGCCUCGCGGAAUUGCGCGAACUGGACGUCGAGUAUCCGGUGUCUUGCCUGGUUCUCCUGCGUGAUUUCAAGAAACGAGGAGGUCUAUUCGAAUGCUCGAAUUCGAGGUUCUCUUUGAAUCGCGAAUACCGUUUGGAAUGUUCGGUGCAUCUGGGAGAGGAAUCGAAUUUGUCCGUUUCCUCGGUGGUGGUCCGUUCGCUGUCCGAGUAAUUGGCCUCCACGUCCUUCUCCCUUCUCCUUUUCUUGCUCUGCUCGGUCCUCCGACCAUUGCAGACGUCUCCCCUCGAUAUGAUACUGAUAUUCGCGGUGGCCGGUCUCUUUCUCCGCUUACUCUUGUUUUCUGUUUGCACUACGUACAGCCUGUAAAGCUGCAAGAGUAUAACCAAAGUAUUUUUGCAAGUGAAGAAGAUGUUCAUGUAGCUGACGAUGCGGUAAUGAAUGAUCAGGAUCAGCCGGAACGCGAGGAAAGGGCCAUCCUGAAAUUCGAUCGAAUCGUCAAGCGAACGCAGAGAAACUCGCGGCAACGGGUAAACGAGAGAUCCGAAUAGCCGGGGGACGGCACGGUACCUGAAGAAUCAUGUUCAAAGCGAUUCCCCAGACGUCGAUGCUGCAACAACUGGUCUCGCUGUGCACUCUCUUCUUGACAGCGUUGCCCGAGGACAGCCGGGACUUUCUGGACUUGGUGGCGGUCAGGACAACGGUGAACUGCAUCAAGGACCAUGCCCAGAUGCCCAGCGUCAGGUACACCAGUACAGGUUCGCGCGCUAUUCUGUCCUCUUUGAAAGAGUCGAAAAACUCGAUGAUGUCGGCAGCCGUACCUAUGUAAACUAACAGCAACUGACUGAGUUGGUCGCGCGUCAGGUCACCCUUCGGCAGCAUCCAUCUUCCGAUGAUCAAGACCAACAUCAAGAAUUGCUCUAUCAAAGUGACCCAUGUUUCCGUGGAUAUUUGAAUAUCCGGCAGGUGGAUGUUUACCUGAAGAGGAGUAACGUGAGCGUUCGAUUCGCGGUUGUUCGCGGGCUGUUUAGAAAUGUCGCUCACGCCCAACGCUUCCUCCAAGUGCUUCAGAUCCUUCGCAGCCAGGUUGGCGAGGUCCAGAUUCUCCGAUAUGUUCACGUUGGACUCGAAAGCUUUCAGUCUUCUGUCCACUUUGUCCAGCUCUAGAAGCCAUAUAGCGGGCACCACGCUGCUGAGAACGAACGACAGGAAACGCGAAACGAUAUCUUUUCGAGCGUCGAUAGAGCCCGAAGACGCAACAAGCGCAAGAUUAAUAUGCCGAGGCACGAGGAGGAUUCGCGCGCUGCAUUGAUUUCCUCGAGAACGUCGUUCACCGUCCCCGCUGAAUCCUCGGAUGGCCCCACAACACACACCCUUCCUCGCUCGAAUAAGUGGGCUUGUUCUACCGUGUAGACCUUCCCCGGCAGAGAGAACUGUCCCGGUAAGCGUGAAGAUGCCUUCGAGGAACAGCAACAAGAUUGGACAACUGAGAUACCAAAAGAGAGGAUUCUUCUUGAAAGUGGUCACUUGCCAAAUGGCGAUGAAACCGUGCGAAGCAAAAACGAGGCGCGUGAUAAUCGCUUUCACGGUUGCUAGGAAUUUUGCCAUCGUCGAACUACGCUGCUUUUAAUUUCGAGUUCCGCCGACACGCCGACGAUCGUUCAGUUGCAAAGAAACAUCCGUAUCUUCGCGUACACCGAUAUCGAUCGAUAGAAAAAUAUUCGCUUUUAUUUCUUAUUAUUAAUUAUGGAAAGAACGGUUUUGCAAUGAAAUUUUCCGUCGUAGAAUCACGCGUGUCACCGUGAUUCGUCGUGGUUCACCGUAACAGAACUGAAAGAAAACUAUCGCUGACCCCGCAGGCUUUGGAAUUCAAAUGGCGCCGCGCAGGCGUGAUAGGGUACAGUAGCGUUACUAGUGUAAGAAUACCUCGAACUACAAAUUGUACAAAAAUACUACCUCUCGGAAGUCUGUUAACGUUAAGAAACGAUGUUGAAGGUAAACCCUUCGAGA
Messenger RNA from Nomia melanderi (Alkali bee), 6297 nucleotides. RefSeq lists its product as uncharacterized. The record is from RefSeq and is a predicted model, not a curated record. Gene Ontology annotation, molecular function: protein dimerization activity; RNA polymerase II transcription regulatory region sequence-specific DNA binding; DNA-binding transcription factor activity, RNA polymerase II-specific. NCBI's taxonomy places the organism in Eukaryota, Metazoa, Arthropoda, Insecta, Hymenoptera, Halictidae. Gene Ontology annotation, biological process: developmental process; regulation of transcription by RNA polymerase II.